AUGUUCCGUCGUUGCGCAGUCAAGUUUAACCCGUACGAUGUCGUUGUGAUCGGUGGCGGUCCUGGCGGUUACGUGGCCGCCAUUAAAGCCGCGCAGCUUGGCAUGAAGACGGCGUGCAUCGAAAAGCGCGGCUCCCUGGGCGGCACCUGCCUAAAUGUUGGCUGCAUUCCGUCGAAGGCGCUCCUCCACGCGACGCACUUGUACCACGACGCCCAUGCCAACUUCGCCCGCUACGGCCUCAUGGGCGGCGAGGGCAUCACCAUGGACACCGCCAAGAUGCAGCAGCAGAAGGAAAAGGCGGUGAAGGGGCUCACGGGGGGCGUGGAGUACCUGUUCAAGAAGAACAAGGUGACCUACUACAAGGGCGAGGGCUGCUUUGAGACGGCGCACAGCAUCAAGGUGAACGGCCUGGACGGAAGCUCGGAGGUGAUUGAGGCGAAGAAGACGAUUAUCGCCACCGGCAGCGAGCCGACGCAGUUGCCCUUCCUGCCGUUUGACGAGAAGGUGGUGCUCUCCUCCACGGGCGCCCUCGCGCUUCCGCGUGUUCCGAAGUCGAUGGUAGUGAUUGGCGGUGGCGUGAUCGGCCUCGAGCUCGGCAGCGUGUGGGCGCGGCUGGGGGCGCAGGUGACGGUGGUUGAGUUCGCGCCCCGCUGCGCCCCGACGCUGGACGAGGACGUCACCAACGCCCUCCUAGGCGUCCUCGCAAAGAACGAGAAGAUGAAGUUCAUGACGAGCACAAAGGUGGUGAGCGGGACGAACAACGGCGACAGCGUGACCAUCGAGGUGGAGGGGAAGAGCGGCAAGCGCGAGACGCUCAACUGCGAAGCGCUGCUGGUGUCCGUUGGCCGCCGCCCGUUUACCGCCGGCCUGGGCCUCGACAAGAUUAACGUCGCGACCAACGAGCGCGGCUUCGUGAAGAUUGGCGAACACUUCGAGACCAACGUCGCGGACGUGUACGCCAUCGGCGACGUCGUCGACAAGGGCCCGAUGCUUGCGCACAAGGCGGAGGAGGAGGGCGUCGCGUGCGCCGAGAACUUUGCGGGGAAGCCCGGCCACGUGAACUACGGCGUUAUCCCCGGCGUCAUCUACACGAUGCCGGAGGUGGCCUUCGUCGGCAAGAGCGAAGACGAGCUCAAGCAGGAGGGCGUCGCGUACAAGGUUGGCAGGUUCCCGUUCAACGCGAACAGCCGCGCGAAGGCGGUCGCCACCGAGGACGGCUUUGUGAAGGUUCUUGUCGACAAGACGACGGACCGCAUUCUCGGCGUGCACAUUGUCUGCGCCGCGGCCGGCGAGCUCAUAGCGGAGGCCUGUCUGGCCCUGGAGUACGGCGCGAGCUCCGAGGACGUUGGCCGCACCUGCCACGCCCACCCGACAAUGUCCGAGGCCGUGAAGGAGGCGUGCAUGGCGUGCUUCGCAAAGGCCAUUAACUUUUAA
Molecule: messenger RNA, 1434 nt
Organism: Trypanosoma conorhini
Lineage: Eukaryota; Euglenozoa; Kinetoplastea; Trypanosomatida; Trypanosomatidae
Product: putative dihydrolipoamide dehydrogenase
Exons: 1
Coding region: 1-1434 (477 amino acids)
Cellular component (GO): oxoglutarate dehydrogenase complex; mitochondrion
Molecular function (GO): flavin adenine dinucleotide binding; dihydrolipoyl dehydrogenase (NADH) activity
Source: RefSeq, a predicted model, not a curated record